Capsella rubella is the source of this 896-nucleotide messenger RNA. RefSeq names its product putative 4-hydroxy-4-methyl-2-oxoglutarate aldolase 1. The transcript has 3 exons. NCBI's taxonomy places the organism in Eukaryota, Viridiplantae, Streptophyta, Magnoliopsida, Brassicales, Brassicaceae. Bases 236 to 736 code for a protein of 166 amino acids. The record is from RefSeq and is a predicted model, not a curated record. Gene Ontology annotation, molecular function: ribonuclease inhibitor activity. Gene Ontology annotation, biological process: regulation of RNA metabolic process.
GCAAACGCGAAGAUUCCUUUUUUUCGAAGCCUAACCAACCCACCUUCGAUUUGAUCUGGUUUACAUAACGUUAAAAGUCCAUAUUUUAAUAUUAGUGAAUGACCAAAGCAAAGUAUGUUGAUGACUUUUUGUUCUCCUUUAAAUAAAGGAUCAUCAUCUUCGUUUCUCUGAGACUUGUGCACACAGAGUCUUCGUUUCUUCAUCCCAGUUUCUUCUGUUUCAGGUGAGAACAAAAAUGGCGUUUGUGACCACUGCGGAAGUUUGUGACGCGAAUCAAGAGAUGAUUCGUAGUGGCCAGCUCCGAGCUCUGCAACCCGUCUUCCAGAUUUACGGUCGUCGUCAAAUAUUCUCAGGUCCAGUAGUUACUGUCAAAGUUUUUGAAGACAAUGGCUUAAUUCGUCACUUCCUCGAAGAGAAAGGCAAUGGAAGAGUUCUUGUGGUGGAUGGUGGAGGGAGUUUACGAUGUGCGAUACUUGGAGGAAACCCAGUUGUACAAGCUCAGAACAACGGAUGGGCUGGGAUCAUUGUGAACGGUUGCAUCAGAGACGUUGAUGAGAUCAAUGGCUGUGACAUUGGAGUGAGAGCUUUAGCUUCUCAUCCAAUAAAGGCGAGUAAGAAAGGACUUGGUGAACAAAGAGUCCCUUUGAACAUAGCAGGAACUCGGAUUUGUGAUGGUGAAUGGCUUUAUGCAGAUACUGAUGGUAUCCUGGUUUCUCAGAUCGAAUUAUCUGUUUAAAAGUUACAAGUGUUGUUGAUUUUUGUUGAAUCUCGAAGCUGCGGUUGAGUUUUGAGCUUUGUGUUUCUACUUUAAUAUCAGAGUAAAAGUUGAAUCAUUACCAUUGAAUCAGUUUGAGUUUGUGUGGAGUUAAAGAGGUUGAUGUUGUUAGUACUUGGAA